GUGGGCGGCGAGCAGGGUAGGUUGCGCGGCGGGGGGAAGGAGACGCUGCCCUUCUGCCGCGAUGGAGCGCGGGCUCUCCGAAGGGAGUACCGAGCCGAAGUGGAAUUCCGGGAGCACCAGCAGGCGCCAGCGGACACGCACCCCGGGUCGGCGGAGAGUCCGGCGGAGCCGUUCCCAGCGUGGGGCCUGAGUUCCCGCGACGGCUCGCUCACGGCCGGAGGGGCCCAGGGAUGGCUUUCCGAAGAACCGAGGGAAUGUCCAUGAUCCAAGCUCUGGCCAUGACGGUGGCGGAGAUCCCCGUGUUCCUCUACACGACCUUCGGACAGUCCGUCUUUUCCCAGCUGCGGCUGUCCCCGGGCCUGCGGAAGGUGCUGUUCGCCACGGCCCUCGGCACGGUGGCCCUGGCCCUGGCCGCUCACCAGCUGAAGCGACGGCCACGGAAGAAGCCGGUCGGCCCAGAGAAGGGAGGCGCGAAGGCGGGGACCGUCCCCGUCCCCAUCCUCCUGGCCAGGAGGGCCCCCUCGGUGAAGAAAGGCUACCCGGGUCGAAGGGUCCAGAGUCCCGGCAGCAAGAGCAACGACACGCUGAGCGGCAUAUCGUCCAUCGAGCCCAGCAAGCGCUCGGGCUCCUCCCACAGCGUGGCCUCGAUGGUGGCCGUGAACUCCUCCAGCCCAACAGCAGCUUCCUCGGGGCCCUGGGAUGCCAGAGUGGCGGAAGAGUCUGGGGCCUUGGGGGAUGCCAAGGCAGAGAAUCUCUACAUUCAAGGAAUGGAGCUGUUCGAGGAAGCCCUGCAGAAGUGGGAGCAGGCCCUGAGCAUUGGGCAGAGAGGAGACAGCAGCAGCACCCCGAACCCUUGGGACAAUCUCAGGAGCCAAGAGACCGUCUCGGAGAUCCUGUCUGAGCCAGAGUCCCAGAAAAAGGAGUUUGCUGAGAAGCUGGAGUCUCUGCUGCACCGAGCUUAUCACCUCCAGGAAGAAUUUGGUUCCACGCUGCCGGCAGACAGCAUGCUGCUGGACCUGGAGAGAACGCUCUUGCUGCCGUUGACGGAGGGCUCGCUGAAUCUGCGCGUGGAUGACGAAGACAGCCUGGCCUCCGAGGACUCUUUCUUCUCUGCCACCGAGCUCCUGGAUUGCCUGCAGAGCGGAGAUCUCCCGUACCAGUUGUCCAGGCCGGCGGCGGCCUACGAGGAGGCCUUACAACUGGUCAGGGAAGGGAAGGUGACCUGCCGCACCCUCAGGACUGAGCUCCUGGGCUGCUACAGCGAUCAGGACUUCCUGGCCAAGCUGCACUGCGUCAGACAGGCCUUCCAGGGCCUCCUACAGGACGAGAACAACCAGCUCUUUUUUGGGGAGGUUGGGAAGAAGAUGGUGACGGGACUGAUGACAAAAGCUGAGAAGAACCCCAAGGGCUUCCUGGAGAGCUAUGAGGAGAUGCUGAGCUACGCCCUGAGGCAAGAGACUUGGCCCACUACCCAACUGGAGCUGGAAGGACGAGGGGUGGUGUGCAUGAGCUUCUUUGACAUCGUCCUGGACUUCAUCCUCAUGGAUGCCUUCGAGGAUCUGGAGAACCCACCGUCGUCCGUGCUUGCCGUCCUGCGCAACCGCUGGCUGUCCGACAGCUUCAAGGAGACGGCCCUGGCCACUGCCUGCUGGUCCGUCCUGAAAGCCAAGAGGAGGCUCCUGUUGGUGCCCGAUGGCUUCAUCGCCCAUUUCUACUCCGUAUCGGAGCACGUUAGCCCCAUCCUCGCCUUUGGCUUCCUGGGGCCCAGGCCGCAGCUGUCCGAGGUCUGCAGCUUCUUCAAGCACCAGAUCGUGCACUACCUGAAGGACAUGUUUGACCUGGACAACGUGCGCUACACCACAGUGCAGGCGUUGGCGGAUGACAUCCUGCAGCUGUCGCGGCGGCGCAGCGAGAUCCUGCUGGGCUUCCUGGGGACGGAGCCCGGGCGGGAGAUGAACGGGACGCUGCCCGGAGAGAACGGGCUGGUGGAGGAGCUCCUCUAGCCACCCCACCCAGCGGAAGCAGGAGGACCGGCUCCCCUUCUUCGUUUCCGGAGUGGGGCGAGAGGGGCGCACCGCCCCUCUCCCCGGGGACCCCCACGGGGCCGGCUUCCGCCCCGGCCGGGGGUCCGGACGCUCCUCUCGUUGGUAAGGUGGGGGCGGCUCAGACCGGGUGACUGUCUCUCCUUUUUCUCUUUGGUCGUAACCCAAGACCACACUCCAGAAGAACCAGCAGCGAUCCCCUUCCCCCUCUUCUUAGGGCACCUGGGGCUGGUAGGGACCGACCUCCUCGAAAACGGUACCUGGGGGCGCCCUGGAAGCCCCCCCCAGACCGUAAGCUCGUUGCGGACGGGGAACCUGACUGUUUAUCGUUGUACUCUCCCAAGUGCUCUGCACGCAGCAAGCGCUCAGUAAAUACGGUUGACUGACGGACAGACCCGCUCAGGCAGUCAAGUCCGGGCGUUGGGUCUGCGUCAGGUGAGAGGGGAAGGAAGGGAGCCAUUUCAGAGGGUGGGGCGGAAGCCGUCGAAGCGGGAGUCGAAGGAGUGAGGACCUUCAUCUGCCUCGCCCCCUUGGGGGGAGCUGUGGUGUUUGGGGGUGCCACGGGAGGACAGAGGAACAACCUCUCUUCCCAAGUCGAGCCCGAGCCAGGGAAAGGCCACCUGGAGGGUUGGGGGAGAGGAUGAGGCUACUGAUGGCCUUGCGCAUGCAGUGUAGGGACGGCAAGAGGCCGUUGCUGCUCUUUGAGAUGUAACGGGGCAGGAGGAACCGGCCAGGCCUGGUGGGGGACUGAGGAAGGAGAGUGGGAAAUGAAGGGUGAGUGGAAAGUGGUCUCGAAAUGCAUCUGUUGAGUUACUGAGGGGAAAAUCAGGGAAGAGGGGAGGAGCUCCUGGUUCAACAGGCUUCUUGCCCAGAGUAGGUGGGGAUUGACCAGGGCACUGCACCGGGGAGAAGAUGGCAGUAAAGCAGGCUGCGUGGACCCCCGUGGGCACCCGCAGACAUCUCGGAGUUGAAUGUUUUGGAUGCCACCGAGGGUCCUGACAAGCCAGAGCCAAACCGUGCGACUCCCUCUGCCCAGAUCACCUGAUAGAUUCCCGGGUCACCCUCGCAAGAAGGGAUCCCACUCCGGCAUUCUUUCCGGCAAGAAAUAGAUGCCAUCUGGGCCCGGAGGGGAACGUUCCCCAGGGCUCCCGGCUCUCCGGAACCGACCGCGGCAACAGGAAUGGUGCCUGCUUGGGGUGAAGCUAGAGGAGAGAAGGGAGAGACGUCGGGGCAAGGGUCCUCUGUCUGGGCGUGAAGGGGGAGUCGGAGUGAGCGAUUUCUGCUGGCUGGUGGGCCUGGGUCUCCUGAGUUGGGACAUCAGCCUGCUGGAAGGAUGAGUUAAGUCUCUCUGGAGAAAGGGCAGCUGGCCCUGUCUCUCCCCUCUGUGGCCUGGUCUCACUCCCCUUUCACUCACAUUUAUCGAGCACCUAAAGGGCCCAGAGCAGUGGACUAAACGGGGGGCGGGGGGGGGGGGCACGGUAGAAUUAGGACGCGUGAUCUCCGGUCUCAAGGGGUUUCCCCUGGGAGAGUGCUGCGGGCCCAGAAGCCGGGACUGGGCAGGCUGGGAACUGUGGGGUGAGGGCAAGGGGCAGGUGCGAGGGGCAUACUGAUUGGAAAAAGCGAGGCCCACCAGGAGGUUCUGAGACGUGAGUCUGCAAUGAGGACUUGGGGUGAGGGGCCGCUGCUGGGAGGCAUGACUCUCCCGAUCCACAGAUCCACAGGGGCUAGGAGUGGUGUCAGGGAGAACCCCAAAAGAGGAGCCAGGAAAGAGCUAUGGCCCUCCUCAUCUGCCCUCCGUGUGGGGUUGUGGCCAACGCAACCAAGGCUCACCGCAUCUUGACUUCUUGGGUGAGGCCUGGUGGGAGCCGAGCCAGUAAUGGGAGAACAGAGGGGAUCCUGCGUACGGUCCCUCUCUCUGACCUAGGCUCGUCCAUCCGAGUGCUGCUUAAAUGUCGCCGAGGCCAUGUGGAGCUGGGGGGGUGGGGAAGGGCGGGGACGGGGGGCUGACCCUUUUGAAAGCCUUCCUUCACGGGGCCUGGCGAGCCCCUGCCGCCCCCUCCUCCCCACCCAGCUCCAAAGCCCCUCUGGCAGCCGGCCCCGGCCAGGCUGGGCAAGGGCCACGUCAUGGCUUCAGUCGGCUAGAGAGGUUGGCCUCCCUGCCUUGGGACUGGCACGACACUUUGUGGCUUUGGAAAGGACCCCUGGUCGUUUGUGCCGGGAUGUGUGACAUUGGCACCCACCAGCCGGCUCACUCUCCCUUCGUUCCCUCAUCUUCCACCAAAACUGCUUCGGACGGCCGUGACGGCUCUCGGUGGGGAUCGAAGACCAGAACGGUGCCCGAUCCAAAUUGGGACCCUUCUCCAACUUCCAGGGACCACAGCUUUCACUCCCUUUCUCCGUGAUCCACCGACGUUGGCCAUCCGGAGGGCACUUUAUUUUUAUCUGCUGAUCUGGAGAGGAGGAGCUGACCACGCUUGGUUUUGGGGGUUUUGGGUUUUUUUUUUUCAGGUUUUGAAACCCCUGAAGGGUCUCUGACUCGAGGAGGUAGCCUCAAAGGCCAUACAGCCUGGCAGACCCUCACGGCGUCACCGGCUACACCUGCUUCCCGGGGCUUUGCUGUUUUCAGAAGGGCGGAAUGAAGGGGUGCAGAGGAAGAUAAGAGAUACAGAUUUUCUGCUUUUUGGUCUCAUUUCAGUGGGGAACUUUGAAAGAAAGCAUUUCCCGUCCCUUUUUUCAUUCAGAUAAAGAGCAGAACCAAUCUUCUGGUAUCAGUAGUCAAACUCUGGAGAUCUGUAUUUGGUUAUUAGAGGCCGUGGAGCUGGCUACCCGAGAUAAGGUUGGGCUAGAGUUUCUAUAACCCACCCUUAUUUUCAAGGGGCUCUAGCUCAGCUCUUCAGCUUCAUUUUACUCACACUUUUGGCUCUUAAAAACUUGUAGCCUGGGAGGGAUUUCUUUUCAUUAUCUUGGAUGCAAGGGGAAGGGUUGGUAUGCAGGUUUUCAAGUCGAGACCACUUGAAAAAGAAAGAUUCCUGCUGGUGUGGGACAAUAAAAGGCCCAGAGCGGAAUGAGGGCAGGAGCGGGUUGGGUUUAAAUGAAAAAGAGAAAAGGAGCUGGGAUCAGUUUUACAAAUGCUAACACGCACACCUACAAUAUUGUCCCUUGUCGUUAAUUUUGCUACUCGCUCUUUGGCCGUUACAGAGUCAGUUGUCCCCAGAAUUUCUCACAACCACCCCCCUCCCCCAAUUUUAUGCUACAUUGGCCUCCCAGGGGGCCUCAUCUUGGGUCAACUGGCACCUCCUGGAAGGGAAACCGUGGGCAUUGAGGGGGAGAUAGAAGGCCACUGUCUCCUCUCCUCUGGGACAUUCCAGCUGGUGUCAGUGAAUGUAAUAUUGUGCCUGAUAAGAUUUUUUCCUCCCCUCCUAUCUUCCACUCUCUUGUAACUCACGCAGAUGUCAUUUUUCAUUCCUCCUUUUUUACACAUCCAUGCACUGCCUCUGACUGAUUUGCAGCUUAAAUGUUUUUCUGUUACACUGUGUGCAUCAACUGCAAGUCAAAUAAAAUAAAAACAAUUUUCUUCUGUGUCAGCCUGA
Ornithorhynchus anatinus (platypus) is the source of this 5632-nucleotide messenger RNA. It is a transcript of the gene MIGA2, whose product is annotated as mitoguardin 2. Gene Ontology annotation, biological process: mitochondrial fusion. The record is from RefSeq and is a predicted model, not a curated record. NCBI's taxonomy places the organism in Eukaryota, Metazoa, Chordata, Mammalia, Monotremata, Ornithorhynchidae. The transcript is spliced from 16 exons. The coding region runs from base 231 to 2003 and encodes 590 amino acids.